AUGGCCGGCAAGUACCAUUGCCGCAGACAACCUCCGGCCGUAUACACCAUUCCUUCACACGUUAUGACGUGCCCACUGGAGGCCACCGCGUUGGGGAACAUUGCCACAUACAUCGGAGGUUGUGGCCGCACUAUCUGGUACUUUCCAUAUUUUUCGCUAACCGGUAGGAAACCACCGCUAUCGGAUACGCCAAUGUAUCCUGAGCCACUCUUCUCAGCGGGUGAUGUGCCGUUGAACGAGACACGCCACCUGCCAAACGCCCGGGUUAUGUCGAAAAUGGACGAAAGAACAACCGGUGCUCGCUUCACCAUCCACGGCAACGGCUCCGUGAAGAUGAAGACACUACCGUUAGCUCGCUGCUGA
Messenger RNA from Trypanosoma grayi, 363 nucleotides. RefSeq lists its product as hypothetical. The record is from RefSeq and is a predicted model, not a curated record. The transcript has a single exon. NCBI's taxonomy places the organism in Eukaryota, Euglenozoa, Kinetoplastea, Trypanosomatida, Trypanosomatidae. Bases 1 to 363 code for a protein of 120 amino acids.